AUGGCUUCAGUAGUUUGGCAAAGUUUGCAUAAGCACCUUUUAGAUUCCGUCUUGGAGAGAUUGGAAUCGCCAAAGGAUUAUUUGCAUUUCAGCAUUGUUUGUAAGUGGUGGUAUUCUGUGGCAAAGGAUAACUACAAUCAGCGUGCUAAGGUGACAACUCCAGUGCUCUUGUUGAUUCAGACUGCAAAAAGAGGCACAUGGUCGUUGUGCGAUGUCAUGCAGAAUAUGGUCCUUGAUUUUCACGUACAGGUUCCUAACGUGCGAUUCUGCGGCUCUUCAAAGGGAUGGUUGAUAUAUGUGGACAAGGAUUCUGUAGUAUAUCUGGUUAAUCCAUUCUUUAGGGUUAAAGGGAAGACAAACAAAGAAAAUUCCAUCAUUCGCCUUCCUCCACUCAUCGGCGGUGUUCCACCAUUGAAGAAUUGGGAUUCGUCUAUCAGCUACUAUUUUGCCUACAAAGCUAUACUUUCAGCAGACCCUGUAUUAUGUGCAGACAAUUACAUUGUUGUGGUGAUAUGCGAGGUAUACUGUCAAUUGGCUUUUAUUAGACCCGGUAAAGACACAACAUGGACUUUUGUUGCCGAUAGUCGGCAUAUAAUUGAAGAUGUUGUUCGUGUUAAAGAUGAAUUUUACGGCGUUGAUCAAGGAAGACGCAAUCUUGUAGCUUUUGAUACUAGUGCUCAGUACAAGUGCAAUGUAAUAUUGGAUGCCGGCUACACGGGAGAAGUGCCAGCCAAGAGAUACCUUGUGGAUUUAAAUGAGAAAAGAUUUUUAAUGGUUGAAAGGUAUUGUGAUGUUAUAGAUGGGAGACGAAUGACUCAUCAGCUCAGAAUUUUUGAAAUGAAGUCUCACAAGUGUGAGUGGUCUGAAAUAUACGACUUGGGUGAUGUUGCUCUCUUCGUUGGUGAUAACUCUUCGAUAGCUUUGGUGGCUUCGAAAUAUUCAGGAUGUCAGCCCAACUGCAUAUACUUCUGCCACGACAACAUUAGUCAAGGAUUCUUCCAACCCAUGAAAUCUUAUGAUUUUGGUGUGUACAACGUCAAGGAUCAAAGCUUUUCGCAACCUUACCCAGAAGAUAUUAUGACCCUUAUGCAGAUGACCAAUCGACCUCCAAUUUGGGUUGACCGACCUUUUAAGCUCUAA
Molecule: messenger RNA, 1140 nt
Organism: Malus domestica (apple)
Lineage: Eukaryota; Viridiplantae; Streptophyta; Magnoliopsida; Rosales; Rosaceae
Product: probable F-box protein At1g44080
Molecular function (GO): protein binding
Source: RefSeq, a predicted model, not a curated record